AUGACCAUUCAAAGUAGUUCUUCUUCUACUUCUUCUGCUUCCAUAUCAACCGAGUCCAAAGAGAAGAAGGAAAAUUUACCUUGGUUAAUUGUUGGCCUCGGUAAUCCAGGCAAAAAGUACGCUGCCACUCGCCACAAUGUGGGCUUUGAGAUGGUUGAUGCCAUAGCUGAAGCUGAAGGGAUAUCUAUGAACACUGUUUCCUUCAAAGCUUUAUUUGGGAAAGGUUUAAUAGGUGAUGUCCCAGUCAUACUUGCAAAACCACAGACUUUUAUGAAUUCUAGCGGUGAAUCUGUUGGGGCCAUAGUUUCGUACUACAAGAUUACACUAAAGCAAGUACUUGUGAUCUUUGAUGACUUGGAUUUACCUUUUGCUAAAUUGCGGCUUCUACCAAAGGGUGGACAUGGAGGCCACAAUGGAAUGAAGAGUGUUAUUAAUCAUUUCAAAGGGAAUACUGCUUUUCCUCGUUUAAGAAUUGGCAUCGGACGACCUCCCGGUAGAAUGGAUCCUGUACCAUUUGUUCUUCGCAGGUUCAAUAAACAGGAAAGACAAGAGUUGAGUUUUAUUUUACAAGAUGGAAUAGAAGCUCUUCGGAUUCUUUUGCUGGAAGGAUUUGAUAAAAGUGCAACAUUUGUUAAUAGUUGAGGAAUAGCUUAUUGAAUAUCCUUUUGACAAGUACAAACAGGAUCGUAUAGCAAGGAGAUACAUACUACUUAAAAAGAGUAAAUUCGUUCAAGCAAAUAUUUAUCUAUUCUUUAAGAACCAGUUUCUGCUCAUUGAAUUCGAACAUGCAAGACCAUGGUUUUACAGAGAAACUUUUCUGUCAGCACACAAGGAUCGUUACAGAACAUUCUUCCUUCAUC
This is a messenger RNA of Vigna radiata var. radiata (mung bean), 860 nucleotides long. Its product is annotated as peptidyl-tRNA hydrolase, chloroplastic-like. The record is from RefSeq and is a predicted model, not a curated record. NCBI's taxonomy places the organism in Eukaryota, Viridiplantae, Streptophyta, Magnoliopsida, Fabales, Fabaceae. Bases 1 to 642 code for a protein of 213 amino acids. The transcript has a single exon. Gene Ontology annotation, molecular function: peptidyl-tRNA hydrolase activity.